GACAGGAAGGAAGGCUUCAGGGCUAUAUACACACACGCACCCAUUAGGGUCCCCUGAGCAUCCCGACUGAGUUGUACCGCUCCCCUAGCAUUUCUUUUCUUCCCGGGAUCUUUGCCUCUCCCUUUGCCCUGGCUAGGUCUCCUCUGCUGAGCUAGACUGCUUGAUUCCUAUCGCCUCUGAAUCCAGGGACAGGAUGCUGAAGAAGUUUGAUAAGAAGGAUGAGGAAUCGGGUGGGGGUUCCAAUCCUUUCCAGCAUUUGGAGAAAAGUGCUGUGCUGCAAGAGGCUCGAGUAUUCAACGAGACACCUAUAAACCCUCGAAAAUGUGCUCAUAUCCUCACCAAGAUUUUGUACCUGAUCAACCAGGGGGAACACUUUGGUGUGAUGGAAGCCACCGAAUAUUUCUUUGCAAUGACCAAACUGUUCCAGUCCAACGAUCCAACUCUCCGCAGAAUGUGUUACCUAACCAUCAAAGAGAUGUCCGGUAUUGCUGAGGAUGUCAUCAUUGUGACUAGCAGUUUAACUAAAGAUAUGACUGGGAAGGAUGACAAUUACAGAGGCCCUGCUGUGCGAGCUCUUUGCCGGAUCACUGAUAGCAGCAUGCUGCAGGCCAUUGAGCGCUACAUGAAGCAGGCCAUUGUGGAAAAGGUGCCCAGCGUGUCCAGCUCUGCCCUUGUGUCCUCCUUGCACCUUCUGAAGACCAACUUUGAUGUGGUCAAACGCUGGGUGAACGAAGCUCAGGAGGCAGCUUCAAGCGACAAUAUCAUGGUCCAAUAUCAUGCACUUGGCUUGCUGUAUCACGUGCGCAAGAACGACCGCUUGGCUGUGAACAAGAUGCUUAACAAGUUCAUGCGGCAGGGUCUGAAAUCGCCUUUUGCCUACUGCAUGAUGAUCCGAGUAGCCAGCAAACUGCUAGAGGAAGAAGCUGGAGGCCGUGACAGCCCACUGUUUGAUUUCAUUGAGAACUGCUUAAGGAACAAGCAUGAGAUGGUGGUGUAUGAAGCGGCAUCUGCCAUCGUUAAUCUCCCCACCUGCACAGCCAAAGAGCUGGCACCUGCUGUGUCUGUGUUGCAGUUGUUCUGCAGUUCUCCCAAAGCAGCCCUUCGUUAUGCAGCAGUUCGAACCCUCAAUAAGGUCGCUAUGAAACACCCAUCUGCUGUGACUGCCUGUAACCUGGACUUGGAGAACCUUGUGACCGACUCCAACCGCAGCAUUGCCACCCUGGCAAUUACAACCCUGCUGAAAACUGGCAGCGAGAGCAGCAUUGACCGACUCAUGAAGCAGAUCUCCUCCUUCAUGUCAGAAAUCUCCGAUGAGUUCAAGGUGGUUGUGGUGCAGGCGAUCAGCGCCCUGUGUCAGAAGUAUCCACGCAAGCAUUCGGUCCUCAUGAACUUCCUCUUCACAAUGCUUCGUGAGGAGGGUGGCUUUGAGUACAAACGAGCCAUUGUUGAAUGCAUCAUCAGCAUCAUUGAGGAGAACUCUGAGAGCAAGGAAACUGGCCUCUCUCACCUGUGUGAGUUCAUUGAGGACUGCGAAUUCACUGUCUUGGCUACCCGCAUUCUCCACCUCCUGGGUCAGGAAGGGCCCAAGACCAACAACCCUUCAAAAUACAUUCGUUUCAUUUACAACAGAGUUGUGUUGGAACAUGAAGAGGUCAGGGCAGGUGCUGUGAGUGCUCUGGCCAAGUUUGGGGCUCAGAAUGAGGAGAUGUUGCCAAGCAUCAUAGUGUUGCUAAAGAGAUGUGUGAUGGAUGAUGACAAUGAAGUCAGAGACAGGGCCACUUUCUACCUAAGCGUCUUGGAGCAGAAGCAAAAAGCACUAAAUGCUGGAUACAUUCUGAAUGGAUUGACAGUAUCCAUCCCUGGCCUAGAGAGGGCGCUACAUCAGUAUACUCUGGAACCCUCAGAGAAACCUUUUGACCUGAAGUCUGUUCCUUUGGCAACCACCCCCAUCAUUGAACAAAGAAUAGAAAAUAUUCCUGUCUCUGCAGUGAAGCAGCCAGAGAAAGUGGCAGCCACUCGACAAGAAAUAUUCCAAGAGCAACUAGCUGCUAUCCCUGAAUUCCGAGAACUUGGCACACUAUUUAAGUCUUCUGAGCCAGUAGCUCUCACAGAAUUGGAGACAGAGUAUGUGAUUCACUGUACCAAGCACACAUUCACCAACCACAUGGUUUUCCAGUUUGACUGCACAAACACCUUGAACGAUCAGAUUCUGGAAAAUGUCACUGUGCAGAUGGAACCAACAGAAGGAUAUGAGGUUAUUGGUUUCGUACCUGCAAAAAGCUUGCAAUACAAUCAACCUGGUACUUGCUACACAUUGAUCAUGUUGCCUGAAGACGAUCCAACGACAGUAGCCUGUACUUUCAGCUGUAUGAUGAAAUUCACUGUGAAGGAUUGUGACCCAAACACUGGCGAAGCUGAUGAGGAAGGCUAUGAGGAUGAAUAUGUGCUGGAAGACAUUGAAGUGACCAUAGCUGACCACAUUCAAAGAGUUCUAAAGCCAAAUUUUGGAGCAGUGUGGGAUGAAGUCGGUAAUGAGUUUGAAAAAGAAGAGACUUUCACAUUAUCCACUGUUAAAACUCUGGAAGAGGCAGUAAGCAACAUAGUGAAAUUCCUGGGGAUGCAGCCCUGUGAGAGGUCAGACAAAGUACCAGAAAACAAGAAUUCCCAUACACUUUAUCUGGCUGGUGUAUUUCGGGGUGGUCACGACCUCCUGGUUCGUUCUCGCCUUGUCCUGACAGACACUGUGACAAUGCAAGUCACAGCACGAAGUGGAGAAGAGCUUCCUGUGGAUGCCGUUAUGGCCUCUGUCGGCUAAAUUCAUGUUAGGACUCUACUUCAAACUUACUUGCUAGCUGAAGGGAAUGCUGAAGAACUUUCCCUGAAUUCUGAGCACGGAGAAAGAAUCACUUCAACACUGACAUAGAAAAAAAUUAGUCGUGUAGGCUUAAAGCCACAAGAGUGUUUUAUGAAAUGCUGAAUGGGUUACUCUUCAGGUCAUUUUGAAAGAGCAUUUUCUUGCAUACCAACCUGCAGGUUCUUCACCAUGCCUACAAAUUCAUAUGGUCCUUUCAACAGUUGUUGUUGUGGUAAUAGUGUAUCAAAUCUUUCUCUGCAGUGACAACCUUUCUAAUUAGCAUAUUUAAUUAUUGCCAGUUUCUACUUAUGCUUAUGAUUUUUUACAAAGGCUUUCAAAAUAGGCUAUAAAAUAAAAGCAUGCAUUUUCUUUUCA
This is a messenger RNA of Heteronotia binoei (common prickly gecko), 3229 nucleotides long. It is a transcript of the gene COPG1, whose product is annotated as COPI coat complex subunit gamma 1. Gene Ontology annotation, biological process: organelle transport along microtubule; intra-Golgi vesicle-mediated transport; endoplasmic reticulum to Golgi vesicle-mediated transport. NCBI's taxonomy places the organism in Eukaryota, Metazoa, Chordata, Lepidosauria, Squamata, Gekkonidae. The coding region runs from base 194 to 2815 and encodes 873 amino acids. The record is from RefSeq and is a predicted model, not a curated record. The transcript has 24 exons. Gene Ontology annotation, cellular component: COPI vesicle coat; endoplasmic reticulum; Golgi membrane. Gene Ontology annotation, molecular function: structural molecule activity.